AUUCCAAACCUCCUAAAAUUACCCCAAAUAAGCAUCAAUUUCAUUCAUUUCUGAUUAAUUUAUCCAGACUAUAAAUAUAAGAAUACUUCAAUACAAAAAAUCACAGUCGCAGAGAAAAGCGAAAACAGAAGAGAUUUGAAAAUUCUAGGCAUGGAUUUGUUGCCGGGAGAGUCGUCGCAGAUCUUGAGCAAGACCAAACUACGCUUCCGCUCGCUCAAGCUCGUUAAUUACAAUGAAGACGACAUCUUGGCGGCGACGCCGUACGCCGUCGACUACGGCCGCCUUAGCAAUGGCCUCACUUACUAUGUGCGCGCCAAUUCCAAGCCUAAAAUGAGAGCUGCUCUCGCUCUCGCCGUUAAGGUUGGUUCAGUUCUGGAAGAAGAGGAAGAGCGUGGAGUCGCUCAUAUAGUUGAGCAUCUAGCUUUCAGCGCCACCAAGAAAUACUCAAACCAUGAUAUUGUCAAAUUUCUAGAAAGUAUCGGGGCUGAAUUCGGUGCCUGUCAAAAUGCUAUGACAUCAGCAGAUGAAACUGUUUAUGAGUUAUUUGUUCCUAUCGACAAGCCUGACAUAUUAUCUCAGUCCAUUUCAGUCUUGGCGGAGUUCAGUUCUGAGGUCCGCGUAUCAGUGGAUGACUUGGAAAAAGAAAGGGGAGCUGUACUCGAAGAGUAUAGAGGAAGUAGAAAUGCUAAUGGAAGAAUGCAGGACGCUCACUGGGUUCUCAUGAUGGAGGGCUCAAAAUAUGCAGAGCGAUUACCUAUUGGACUCGAAAAGGUGAUCCGUGCAGUUAGCCCCGAGAUUGUGAAACGGUUCUAUAAUAAGUGGUACCAUAUGCAGAAUAUGGCUUUGAUUAUUGUUGGGGAUUUUCCUGAUACGCAGAGUGUUGUCGAGAUGAUAAAGACUCAUUUUGAAGAUAAAAAACCAGAACUUGAUCCUCCUCCGAUACCGCAGUUCACUGUCCCAUCACACGAGGAGCCACGUUUUUCAAGCUUUGUGGAAUCAGAAGCAGCUGGGUCAGCAGUGAUGAUCAGUUGCAAGGUUCCAGUGGGUGAGCUGAAAACCGUGAAGGAUUAUAGGAAUUUACUCGCCGAAUCCAUGUUUUUCCAUGCUUUGAACCAAAGGUUCUUUAAAUUGUCUCGUAAGAAUGAUCCACCCUACUUUUCAUGCUCAACUGCUGCUGAUGUUCUCGUCCGUGCAACCAAGGCAUAUAUAAUGACCUCAUCUUGUAAACAAAAUGGGACGACUGUGGCACUGGAAUCAAUGCUGACUGAGGUUGCUAGGGUUCGUGUACAUGGAUUCUCUGAACGUGAAAUAUCUGUUGCCCGUGCCCUUUUAAUGUCAGAGAUUGAAUCUGCCUAUCUAGAGCGAGAUCAGAUGCAAUCGAGCAACUUAAGAGACGAAUAUAUACAGCAUUUUCUCCGAAAUGAACCUGUUGUUGGGAUUGAAUAUGAAGCACAACUUCAUAAAACUAUUCUACCUCAUAUAUCAGUUUCUGAGGUAUCCCAAUAUUCAGAAAAUUUCCGGACAACAUGCAGCUGCGUAAUAAAAACAAUUGAGCCUCGAGCGACUGUAACGGUAGACGAUUUAAAAACGGUUGUUUUAAGAGUCAAUACUUUGGAAGAAGACGGAGGCAUUUCCCCUUGGGAUGAGGAAAGCAUCCCUGAAGAAAUUGUUAGUAUAGAGCCAAAUCCAGGUCAUGUGGUGCAGCAGGUUGAGUAUUCCAGCAUUGGUGCAACUGAGCUGAUUCUGUCAAAUGGCAUGCGAGUUUGCUAUAAAUGCACAGACUUCUUUGAUGACCAGGUCUUAUUCACAGGUUUUUCUUAUGGGGGUUUAUCCGAACUCCAAGAUAGCGAUUAUUUCUCGUGUUCGAUGGGCCCCACUAUUGCUGGUGAAAUUGGUGUAUUUGGUCAUAGACCUACAGUUCUAACGGAUAUGCUUGCUGGUAAAAGAGCUGAGGUUGGCACAAGCAUUGGAGCAUAUAUGCGAAGCUUUUCUGGCGAUUGCUCUCCUUCAGACUUGGAAACUGCAUUGCAGUUGGUAUAUCAACUUUUCGUUACGAAGCCAGAACCAGGGGAAGAGGAUGUGAAAAUAGUGAUGCAAAUGGCAGAAGAAUCUGUUCGUGCACAAGAGAGAGAUCCUUACACUGUUUUUGCCAAUCGUGUGAGGGAGAUCAAUUACGGGAACUCCUAUUUUUUUCGGCCAAUCAAAAUCAACGAUCUACGGAAAGUUGAUCCGUUUACAGCUUGUGAAUAUUUCAACAAUUGCUUUAAGGAUCCCUCGACUUUUACUGUUGCCAUUGUCGGGAAUAUUGACCCAUCCAUUGCUUGUCCAUUGAUACUGCAAUAUUUAGGAGGGAUACCAAGACCUCCCACGCCAAUUAUGAAUUUCAAGCGCGACGAACUCAAAGGCUUACCGUUUACUUUUCCUUCCACUGUAAUUAGGGAAGUUGUUCGGAGCCCCAUGGUGCAAGCCCAGUGUUCAGUCCAGCUUUGCUUUCCGGUUGAGCUCAAGAAUGAAAAUAUGAUGGAAGAUAUUCACUUGACUGGAUUAAUGAGCAAGCUUCUGGAAACAAAGAUACUGCAAGUCCUUCGUUUUAAGCAUGGACAGAUUUACUCGGCUGGAGUUUCUGUGUUCCUCGGUGGUAACAAACCUUCAAAAGUCGGCAACAUUCGUGGAGAUAUUAGUGUUAAUUUUUCUUGUGAUCCGGAAAUCUCAUCAACACUGGUUAAUCUUGCCUUGGAUGAAAUCUUGCAUCUUCAAGAAGAGGGACCUUCAGAUGAUGACGUGGCGGCCAUCCUUGAAAUUGAACAAAGGGCCCAUGAAAACGGUUUGCAGGAAAACUAUUAUUGGUUGGAAAGAGUUUUGCGCUGCUAUCAAUCGAGGAUUUAUUCUGGAGAUAUUGACGCUUCUUUCAAGAUUCAAGACGAGGGACGUAAAGGAGUAAGAAAUAGAUUGACACCACUAACAGCUCAGUCAGCAUUGCGAAGAAUAAUACCUUUCCCUUGCAAAAAGCAGUACACUGUUGUCAUUCUAAUGCCUCAGUCAUCCCGUUUUACGAAAUUGAAAUCUUUCAUCACCUCUAAAGAUUCAAAGAUUUUGGUUGGCAUUGCUGGCUCAGUAGUUUUGGCUCUUUCUCUAUGGAGAUACUCUCGACGAGCUACCAAAUCCUAGUCGAUGGUCAUAUUCAUACAUCUCGACUCAAUCACAUCACUUCAAAAUUAGGAAGAUUUUAAUUGUACUCGUCUCGCUUUAGUAAAAAAAUCAUGAAAGGUGGCCUCAAAAUUCGAUUUUCAGUGACUAGUGACUCUGAAUCUCAGCUUUAUGUGAUUGAUAUAUCUGCUAAAAAACAUUGUUAGUUAAAAUGUUGGGAAUGACGCAGAUCUUCGGAGAUCAUUUUCUUUGAAGUUUUAUUUUGGCUAUAGGAGAAUACUAACCUUUCCUCACUUUUUUUAUGACAAAUCAUUCAUUAUACCAAAUAUUUUCCUUCUGC
Erythranthe guttata (spotted monkey flower) is the source of this 3487-nucleotide messenger RNA. Its product is annotated as Insulinase (Peptidase family M16) protein. The record is from RefSeq and is a predicted model, not a curated record. Gene Ontology annotation, molecular function: metal ion binding; metalloendopeptidase activity. Gene Ontology annotation, biological process: proteolysis. Lineage: Eukaryota; Viridiplantae; Streptophyta; Magnoliopsida; Lamiales; Phrymaceae.